AUGAACUUAGAGGGGUUUAAGGUUAAUAUUCCAUGGUUUGAUAUGACUUCAAAUAAGGAUUUCAAAACAAAUCCUAAAACAGCAAUUGCAGUUUUGUCGAUGGAUUCUAUGAUAGAACAACCAGAGCAAAAGCCACGUUUUGAUGUCAAGUUCUGGGGAUGGUCCCUUUUAUCUAUCGUUCCAUGGGCUAUCAAUGUGAAAGAUAAAAUUAGAGCUCCAAAUACCAUAAACAAGAAGUUGAAAAGGCAUGCCCAGUCUCGUGGGGUUGUUGACAAUGGUGGUGGUAGGGGUAAUCCUCUGCGGUUUAGACCGUAUGUUUCUAAGGUUCCAUGGCAUACUGGAGCAAGGGCCUUUCUUUCUCAGUUGUUUCCACGGUAUGGGCAUUAUUGUGGGCCGAAUUGGUCGAGUGGCAAAGAUGGGGGUUCUCUUAUUUGGGACAAGCGGCCGAUUGAUUGGUUGGAUUAUUGUUGUUACUGCCAUGAUAUUGGUUAUGACUCUCAUGAUCAAGCUGAACUGUUAAAGGCUGACUUGACGUUUCUUGAGUGCUUGGAGAGGCCGCAUAUGGCUACUAGAGGAGAUGCUCACGUAGCCCAUGUUUAUAAGACGAUGUGCACCACAGGUUUGAAGAACAUACUGAUACCAUACAGAAGACACCUUGUGAAGUUACAAUCUGGGCUGCCUUUGAUCAAUUUUGGGUGGCUGAGCAAUGUGAAAUGGAGAAGAUGGAAUUUGCAGAAAACUUGA
Dovyalis caffra is the source of this 744-nucleotide messenger RNA. The record is from the annotation of a GenBank genome assembly. Lineage: Eukaryota; Viridiplantae; Streptophyta; Magnoliopsida; Malpighiales; Salicaceae.